AUGAAACUGUUCAAAUCACUGGCCACCUUGGCCUUGUUGACCCUUUUUGUGGGCGACGAGGUCUGGGGGUCUCCCUUCGCAACUAUCGAGCCAUGUCCCAGUGCUACGUCGAUGAGUCUUACCCCUAUCACUGUGUCGGCCCAAUACCAGCCAGUCACAACUUGCCAAGCUACCAUUGGCUGUAUCAAAGGCAAAUGCUCGACAAUUUAUGGUUUUACGACGUUCCCAUACGUAUCUACUGUGGUACCCUGUGCUUGGGAUGGAACUACAACGCGCACAACCACGGUUACCGAUGUUUCGCAGCAACUCAUCGCCUCGACUCAUAUCGAGACCUUGACUAAAACCAAAACUCUACCAGCAACCCAUCAAUUGAACUGGAUGGACUUGUUCAAGGGUCAACGAGCGGACACGAGCACCACCACACUGUAUCAAACCGUCACUAGACAAGCUAUGGCACCAUUCAACGCCAUCGGUCCACUUGCGAUUCCUGACUGGAAUGGCAGUGGUCUUUGCGAAAAAUGUACCGACGAUGACGGAGCUCUCUCGCAGCUUCUCCUUGUUACUGAAUGUCGAUCCGGCACCAUGAUAUCUGGGAAAGAAUAUGAAAAGUGUGUAGAAUGGUAUGAGACCUUACUCAGACAGCCUCCCGACAGUGUCACUACGGGGGCUUUGUGCUCAAGCGCAGGUUUCAUCCCACACGCCGGGUUCCAUACUUGGACGUUCCCACAGAGUGUUCCUCCUACAACGGUAACUACUACGGCAACGGUCACUCUCACCAUCAGUGGCCGACCAACCAUCUCGAUUCAACCGACCAUUCGAGUGAUUCCCGGCAAGAGUUGGGAUGCUGAGGUCACAAAGUCAUUCUCCAGACCGACGACAUUCAACUUCCAGCUGUAUGUGACGAAGGUGCUUGUCUUUGAGGCCCUUCCCGCGACACAUACUGCAGGAUAUCCGCAUGCGAUCUCAGUUCCAAGCGGUACACAUGGCAACGGCGGAAGUGAUUGGUGGCCAUUACCCACAGAAGGUUCCGGCUGGUUUUCUUCUACCAAUGGUCAAGCUUGGGAGGACUGGACUCCGACAGGGCCUUCAACGACUCCUGCAAUGACAAGCUCCAGCAUGACGAGCUCCAGAGUCACAAGCUCUAGCCUCACAAGCGUACGCACUUCAAGCUCAAUAACAUGGGUUACCACAACGAUUCCGUGGACCGGUACGACGACCAAGACAAUCACAAUACCUCCAACAGGCACUGACCCGGGAACGGUUAUGAUAGAGACACCUACAUCCAUUGUUACCACGAGUUUUUCGAGUACCAGCUCAACGUCGUGGGUCACUACAACAAUUCCGUGGACCGGCACAACAACAAAAACGAUCACGAUUCCGCCCACUGGUACUGUUCCGGGGACAGUAAUUGUGGAGACCCCAACUCCUGUUGUUACUACGAGCUUUUCGAGCACGACGUCGGCUUCGUGGAUCACUACCACGGUCCCCUGGACUGGUACGACGACAAAGACAAUUACUGUUCCACCCACUGGGACGGAUCCCGGAACGGUGAUCGUAGAAACCCCAACCCCUGUUAUUACUACUUCCUCUGCACCAGCGAGUUCAAGCUCUACGACGGUGUCUACGGUCACUUUAACCUCCAAAACAAGCUCGUCUUCGACCACGGCAUCAUUGACUACUUCGCAGUCGACUAUGAGUUCUAUUGCCCCCACGACAUCGACGACUACAGUAUCAUCCCCGAGAUCUACAACUUCAGUGGUCUCGACUUCGACAGUGUCCACGGCGAGCUCUUCGACUUCUUCGACUUCGCCACCAUCGACCACGGUACCUUCUACAAGUCUUGAGGCCUCAUCCUCGGCCACCACACAAUCUACAUCGACAAUGCCCACAACCAGCCCUAUGAUUUCUUCGUCAACAACGCCUUCAGAAUCCUCUACCACUAGUACCACACUAUGUCCAUCAUCUGGCUCGAGCACUCUGUCUGCAGACGGAUCAACAGGCGCUUCGACGAGAGUCACCGUUCCACAAUGUGCUUCGACUAUGACUUUUACAGUUAUCGGUGGCCACGGCGGCGGUAAUGCCGGUGGCCGUGGAGCAUUAGUAAAAGGAUCAAUCGAAGUCAGUGGCGGCGAGACGUUAUCUCUAAUUGCAGGCGGUGCCGGUGCAGUUGCAGUUGCUGGACAAAGUAACUAUGGAAGUGGUGGGACUGCCUCCGAAGGUGGCGGUGGUGGUGGCGGCGCUUCGGCCUUAUAUCUGAGCAACAACCUGCUCGCAGUUGCUGGGGGUGGUGGAGGACAAGGCAAUCCAAUCAGCUCCACUGGUCAAGCUCCACCUUCAAUCAACUACUCGAACAGCGAGGACACCAGUGAUGCUGGCACUCCUGGGGUGACACGCUACAUCGAAUCACUCGACGGCGGAACUGUUGCAACAUCAGAAGGAGGCAGGCCAGGCUCGUUGACUGGUCCUGGCGCAGGCGGCAUGACCAGUGGUUAUAAUACCGGAAAACAGAACGGCAACAGUGGAAAUGGGCAUGAUGGUGGCAACGGGAUACCAGAUCUAUACCCUCCAGCUAAGGGAAGCCCGGCUGGAGGUUCAGGCGGCGGGGGCGGCGGCUACUGGGGUGGAGGAAGCGGAGCCAACCUCUACUACACCUACACGACCACGACUCAGGUCAUGCCAGCAGGUGGCGGGGGCGGUUCCAGCUAUGUUGAUGCCACAGUCUCUGAUGGAUCAGAGAGCCUGAGCACAGAGACAGAGGGCAGCAUUGUUGUGGUCUUUUCUUGA
Molecule: messenger RNA, 2784 nt
Organism: Exophiala oligosperma
Lineage: Eukaryota; Fungi; Ascomycota; Eurotiomycetes; Chaetothyriales; Herpotrichiellaceae
Exons: 1
Coding region: 1-2784 (927 amino acids)
Source: RefSeq, a predicted model, not a curated record